ACAAUAACAAAACACAAGCAGGCCGCGGCGACGAAGAAUCGGGUCUCCGUUGAGUGUACCGCGGACGGUCGAGGUUCAAUCGAUUAAGUGUUGUUGCACCCCUGAACUGUGUGCUGUUUCCUGCUCACGAAACGCUGAACGAUGAGCGGGAAAAAAGGACUCGAUUUGCUGCGGUCGAUAGCUACCGUUAUGACGAAAACGAACGGCUACGAUCGGUGUCUGCAGCAGCUAGUGAUGGUCAGCGGCGGAGAUGGACGUUGCCUGGCGGAGUUUAAGGUGGGCGAGGAGCACUUGAACCGUGCCGGUGGCUUGCACGGUGGCUUCACGGCCACCAUCGUGGAUGUGGUCACGACGUACGCUCUGAUGACGAAGGAAAACGCUGUCCCUGGCGUGUCGGUGGACAUUCACGUUAGCUACCUGAAGGGCGCCCGCCAAGGAGACGAUGUGAUCAUCGACGCAAACACGAUUCGGGCCGGCCGCAACCUGGCGUUCCUCGAGUGUGAGCUGCGCCACAAGAAGGACAAUUCCAUCAUCGCCAAAGCAUCGCAUACCAAAUACAUAGGCAGUAACUAGAGAAUAGCACACGAAGUGGCUCGGAAUGGGGUCCUUUAAAUCAUUCGGGGACGACGGGGAUUAGAAUGGUCAAAUAAAAGUACGCUUCUGGGGGUUAGAUAUAGAAAGCAAACAAUAAAAGGCAAAUGCACUGCAU
Messenger RNA from Anopheles cruzii, 709 nucleotides. RefSeq names its product acyl-coenzyme A thioesterase 13. The record is from RefSeq and is a predicted model, not a curated record. NCBI's taxonomy places the organism in Eukaryota, Metazoa, Arthropoda, Insecta, Diptera, Culicidae. The transcript has 2 exons. Bases 142 to 573 code for a protein of 143 amino acids. Gene Ontology annotation, molecular function: fatty acyl-CoA hydrolase activity.